AUGAGUCUUUCUGCUGAUUAAUUUAUUGUGAUAGCAGUUAUUCUAUCUCUUUUUGGAGGGCUAGCCUUCUAUUUCAUUUGGGCUAAUAAAUAAAUGUACAAGAAGGGCCUUCAUGAAUUAAUGGAUAAGAAGAAAAAGAAGAGAGAGAAAUGGGAAUUUGAUUGA
Molecule: messenger RNA, 165 nt
Organism: Paramecium pentaurelia
Lineage: Eukaryota; Ciliophora; Oligohymenophorea; Peniculida; Parameciidae
Source: the annotation of a GenBank genome assembly